Rattus rattus (black rat) is the source of this 4776-nucleotide messenger RNA. RefSeq names its product solute carrier family 16 member 12 (gene Slc16a12). The coding region runs from base 1062 to 2522 and encodes 486 amino acids. Lineage: Eukaryota; Metazoa; Chordata; Mammalia; Rodentia; Muridae. The record is from RefSeq and is a predicted model, not a curated record. Gene Ontology annotation, molecular function: monocarboxylic acid transmembrane transporter activity. Gene Ontology annotation, biological process: transmembrane transport; monocarboxylic acid transport. The transcript has 7 exons.
CUCCGGGGUCUUUGUUUGAAAAGAAGACAUUUAGAGGUUUGCAUUUCUAACCAGCUUAUGUCCGUCCAAAGGACCAUUCUGAGUUGCAGGAAUAUAUGAAUUCAUUCUAUGAGCUGGAGUCUGACCUUGUCAGUUCAGAGAUUUUGCUUUGCCCUAGAAGAAUGCGUAAGGGGAUGGCUAGCUAGGAAACUGCAGGACAGAUGCCUCCUGGAGGGCGGGGCAAACACCAUUUACCCUCCACUGUUAAGGAACCUGGCACCCCAUUUUUUCCUCAGCAGGAGCAAACUUUGUUUUUAUUUUAUUGAGAAACUGAGACCAAGUGGACUGUCUAAAGUCAUAGAGUUUGCGAGCGAGUUGCACUCAAGUCCUUAGGACUGAUUGAUGUGUGCAGUGGUCUGACCAGGGUCCUGGUCCUUGCCAGAUGCCGGUGCAGGAGACUUUGAACAGCUUCUACUCUCUGACCACGCAGGGACAUAGUCUUCCGGAGAACACCCAAGCACUCCUUUAGUGUAGGUCCCAGGCACACAGGGCUGUUCCAGAGAGAGCCCUGCAGUCCCUAGUGGGCUGGCUUGUGACUCGGCGGGCCGGCCGGGCCGGAGCAUUACAUAACCUGGAGGCGCCCCUCCUCCGUGGCCGAGCCCCCAGCGCAGAGCGGAUCCGGGGACAAGGCCUGUCUGGCAGCAGGGCAGAGUCACCCUCGGGGCUGGCGUCACUGAGAGCCUUGGUUCUCCGGGGCGGGGCGGUGGGAUCUCCUCAGUGACAGUGUCCGGCGGGCUCUGCCUGUGGCCCCGGCCCCUACGGCGCCUCCGCCCCGUGCGCACCCCGCCCCUCGGCCGGACGGGACUCCAGGGGCCGUGGGAAGGGGCCGCCGUGCAGGGGGCAUGUGGGCUCACCGUCGCCAGCUCUGCAGCUGUCCCCGCGAGAUGGGCAGUAAUCCCUGUGCCAGGUAGCAUCCUGAACCAACUUUGAGUAUCAACAGGAAGUUGCUGGGUAGCAACCACUGAGGAUCCUAACUUACUGCUGCAGUGACCUGGAAAGAGAAGAAAACCAAAAUUGCAACCAUGACGAAGAUAACUAGAGUUGGUUCCGCAUCCCCUCCAGAUGGGGGCUGGGGAUGGAUGAUUGUGGCUGGCUGCUUUCUUGUUACCAUCUGCACCCGGGCAGUCACCAGGUGUAUCUCCAUAUUUUUUGUGGAGUUUCAGACGUACUUUGCUCAGGAUUAUUCCCAAACAGCAUGGAUCCAUUCCAUUGUAGACUGCAUGACAAUGCUCUGUGCUCCGCUUGGGAGUGUUGUCAGUAACCAAUUAUCCUGUCAAGCGGGGAUCAUGCUGGGUGGCUUGCUGGCAUCUACUGGUCUCAUCCUGGGCUCAUUUGCCACCAGCUUGAAGCACCUCUACCUCAGUCUGGGAGUUCUCACAGGUCUUGGAUUUGCACUUUGUUACUCCCCCGCAAUUGCCAUGGUGGGCAAGUACUUCAGCAGGCGGAAAGCCUUCGCUUACGGGAUUGCCAUGUCAGGCAGUGGCAUUGGUACCUUCAUCCUGGCCCCCGUGGUUCAGCUCCUCAUUGAACAGUUCUCCUGGCGAGGAGCACUGCUCAUUCUUGGUGGGUUCGUUCUGAAUCUCUGCGUCUGCGGCGCGCUGAUGCGUCCGAUUACCCUCAAAGAGGACCCGUCAGGCCCAGAGAAGAAUCACGACCGUGACGCUCAGAGAGAAGACUGUAAUCAGGCAUCUCCCUAUUCACCUUUGACCAAAGAAUGGACAGAGACCCGUCUUUGCUGCUCUUUGCAGCAAGGAUACGGCUUUUUACUGAUGUCAGACUUUGUCGUGUUGGCUGUCUCUGUUCUGUUCAUGGCCUACGGCUGCAGCCCUCUCUUUGUGUACCUGGUGCCUUAUGCUUUGAGUGUCGGAGUGAGUCACCAUCAAGCUGCUUUCCUCAUGUCCAUCCUCGGGGUGAUUGAUAUUGUCGGCAACAUCACAUUUGGCUGGCUAACUGACAGAAGGUGUCUGAAGAAUUACCGAUAUGUUUGCUACCUCUUUGCUGUGGCACUAGAUGGGCUGUGCUAUCUGUGUCUCCCAAUGCUUCAAAGCUUCCCCCUUCUUGUGCCUUUCUCUUGUACCUUUGGCUACUUUGAUGGAGCCUACGUUACCUUGAUCCCAGUAGUGACCGCAGAGAUAGUAGGGACCACCUCUUUGUCAUCAGCACUUGGCGUGGUCUACUUCCUCCAUGCAGUGCCAUACUUGGUGAGCCCACCCAUUGCAGGAUGGCUGGUGGACACGAUGGGCAGCUAUACUGCAGCCUUCCUUCUUUGUGGAUUUGCCAUGAUAUUUAGUUCCAUCCUGCUUGGCUUUGCCAAAAUUGCAAAAAGAAUGAAAAGAACACAGGUGCCUUUCCUGGUCAAAGACUCAGAUCCCAAGCUGCAUCUGUGGACCAAUGGAUCAGUGGCCUACUCUAUAGCGAGGGAGUUAGAUCAGAAAGAUGAGGAAUCCCUGGCUAAAGCUAGGACUGGUUGCAAUCUCACAUGACCUGUGUGGCCUUGUCCUGGGAAUCUGCAAGGCUGGUGGACACCAGGCCACCAGGUUGUUCACAGUCUGGAAAUAUUUUAUUUUGACAGAGUAUCACCUCCCAAGUAAAUUAUUAAUACUGUUUUGUUAACAUAUUUAUAUGGGGACAAUAAUGAGCAACAAAGAAAUCUGGAGUUAGCCUGGAGUUUUCUCAUUCAGGAUUUGUACUCACUACAAACUUAGCUCCGGGAGAAGGGCAGGACACAGUUGACAGGGUCAGUUGUAUUUCAGGACAACUCUAAGCAGAGGCCACUGUGAAGAGUUUUCAUAAAAUCUGCCCCACCCCCUCAUUCUGAACAGAAGCAGGGUGGAUGUGCUGGCAGUGGGGAUACAGAGGUGACUUGAGAACAGAGCGCCUCAAUGUUUAGAGUGGCAAAGAAAUUCUUGAGACUCUUUGAAAGGCAAUGAUUAAUUAAUGUACAACAGACACUCUCUUAUCCAUUUCCCAGCCAACCAGUAACCAGUGCUCUUCCAAUGGGUAGCCAUCACUUUGAGAGACUCAACAGUCAUCAAACACUAUGGCUGGAACAGACUUUAGAGAGUGGCUGGUGGUGAUACUUUAUUUGUAAGUGUCUUGUUGAAACAGAAGCUCUUUUCUUCAGACUGCCCCCCCCCGACCCUCGACACUCACCCUGUCACUACUGCAUACUGACUCUAAAUGUAACACAACUCGUUCAAUGUUGGGACAACUGCUACGUCUUUCCUGAAGUGAUUGUAAUACCCCAGGAAUCCUCAGCUUUUUCUUCUCUUUGAAAAAAUAAAGGUUCUAAUUUGAACUUUAGGCACAUUCCUUUUAGGAAUAGAAAAAUGUUGAUAGUAUUCCAGUUGAGCAGUAAUUGAAUUCCUGAGUCAGCAGUCGUUAGAGUCAUCAUUAUCCAAAAGAGGGGUUGGGGGUUGUCUUAUCACACAAAUGUUCUAAAGAUGGCCUUUUGAGCUCACCAUAUCCCUUGUUGGAUCAUAGUUAUAAAUCUGACUCAUUGGCUUAGAAGUGUCUGCUCCUUCUCGGAGGCCAGACUUUGCAGGGACAUGAAAUCCUUUCUGAAUUUUCAUAGCAGAGAAGAGUACAAAAAAGAAGAAAGGUGGGGCCACAUCUUAUCCACAGCUGUUUUAAAAUCCACACAAUUAAGAGUCCUGAAUCCCCAAUCAGGUACCAUUUGCAAAGAAGGACAAGUCAUAUAAUAAAAGGGGGAUGUUUUUAAUUGUUCAAGAGUUUAAAUGCAAGUCACAAGGAAAUGUUGUGAUCUCAAUGGCCAUUUAACCUACUGUCCCCAAGAAGCCUCAGAGUGGCUUUUGCCAGACAUGGCCCUGGGAGAAAUAACAAAGCAUUGAGGGAUGACUGAGGUGGCUGAGUAUGUUUGUGUUGCUAUACUGCUUUCAUAAUGAGAUACUGGCUUGAUUCGAUGGAGAGAUCGGCACUACUCACAUUGUAGUUUUUCACAGAAAAAUGUGAGUGUUCUGUCUUUACUCAGUCUGGGACUUUAGUUUUGAAUCCAUUCACUGUGUUAUUUGCAAUUUUAAAAAUACUUUGAGGAGAUCUGUAAAAAUUCAAAGUCAAAAUUGAAUACUCAAAAUAUAUUCAAGAUGAAAUACUUGUUUUGGAAUAGCACUUUACCCUAAAUGUCAUUUUUAAUCAUAAAAAUGCUUUUUCUUAAAAAAGUAAGUACUCUUAUUUGUAUGUUUUUAAAGCAUUGAUUGUAAAUUUUGUUUGUGUGAUUCUAUAAUAUAGUUUCUCUAUUGUGUUUAUAAAAAACUAGGAUAAUGAUCAAAGGUUUUUAAACUUAUAUAAAACAUUUUAGAUCUUUUGACUUUAUACGUGCAAUAAAUUUGCAUUCUAACUUUCUUGGGAAAACAUUUUUGAAGAACCAGUAAGAAAAACUGUAGAUCUUACAGUUUACAGUUUGGUCACCUGCACAACAUGUUACUAAAACAUUUUCUCCAUGUAUUUAAACAGUUGGUUCCAAAGCUAAGGAAUUCAUAGGAAUGGGGCAUUUUGUGGAGUCAAGAAUAAACCAGUAGAGAAAUGAUUUUAUGCCUUAAAUAUUUGUUCACCCAACGUAAGUUCACCUUUGUAACUAAAUAGGAAAACAAGACAGAAUCUGAAUUUUCAAUGUGGUAUUUUUUUCUGUUGCUUAAAUUAGAAUUCUACUAAUGAAUCAGAUGUGUAGGCUAAUGUUUUCCUAGUUCAAAGGCAAAAUAAAAUGGAUUUAUAUUCACA